Messenger RNA from Tupaia belangeri chinensis (Chinese tree shrew), 2908 nucleotides. RefSeq names its product FGFR1 oncogene partner 2 (gene FGFR1OP2). Bases 272 to 1033 code for a protein of 253 amino acids. Lineage: Eukaryota; Metazoa; Chordata; Mammalia; Scandentia; Tupaiidae. The transcript has 7 exons. The record is from RefSeq and is a predicted model, not a curated record. Gene Ontology annotation, biological process: response to wounding.
GGAGGAAAUCUCGCGAGGCUGGAGCGCUCCGGGAGCGCUGGUCAGAGGCGGUCUGCGGAGCUUUCCCUGGGGCAGUGAUGGGGCUGAGCCCCUCUGGCUCCUCAGGCACACUCAGCUGCCUCUGCCGGGUUCUGCGUCUGCUCGCGGAAGAACUUGAUCAGGGCGCAGAGACUCCUCCCUUGGGUCCCUAGGUCUCGGUUGGCAGAGGCUUUGAGUCCAAUUCGCCACAGCCGGCGCUGCGAGGGACUGAGAGGCGAGUAUUCCUGUAGAAAUGAGUUGCACAAUUGAGAAGGCACUUGCUGAUGCCAAAGCACUUGUUGAGAGGUUGAGAGAUCAUGAUGAUGCAGCAGAAUCUCUGAUAGAGCAAACCACAGCUCUCAACAAGCGAGUGGAAGCAAUGAAGCAGUAUCAGGAAGAAAUUCAAGAACUUAAUGAAGUUGCAAGACAUCGGCCACGUUCAACAUUAGUUAUGGGAAUCCAGCAAGAAAACAGACAAAUAAGAGAACUGCAACAAGAAAACAAAGAAUUACGAACAUCACUGGAAGAACAUCAGUCUGCCUUGGAACUUAUAAUGAGCAAGUAUCGAGAACAAAUGUUUAGAUUGCUAAUGGCUAGCAAAAAAGAUGAUCCUGGUAUAAUAAUGAAGUUAAAAGAGCAGCACUCCAAGAUUGACAUGGUACACCGUAACAAGUCCGAAGGAUUCUCCCUUGCUGCAUCUCGACACAUCCUUGAAGCACCUCAACAUGGACUGGAGAGGAGGCACUUGGAAGCAAAUCAGAAUGAAUUACAAGCACAUGUUGACCAGAUAACUGAAAUGGCAGCAGUUAUGAGAAAAGCCAUUGAAAUUGAUGAACAACAAGGUUGCAAGGAACAGGAACGAAUAUUUCAACUUGAACAAGAAAACAAAGGCUUGAGAGAGAUCCUGCAGAUAACUCGAGAAUCAUUUUUGAACCUUAGGAAAGAUGAUGCAUCAGAAAGUACAUCUUUGUCAGCGUUAGUGACCAGUAGUGACCUGAGCCUGAGGAAGAGCUGAAAACUUCCAAGUCUGUGAGCUACUUAUUACAUGGGUCCAAGUGGCCACCAGGACUGACCUAUAAUGAAUGAAUGAAUGAAUGAACAGAAAACUCAAAUCUCAGUCAACCCUUUAUUUUAUUUUGUUUUAUAUAAUAUAUAUAUAGUACACUGGCUAAGAGCAACAAAAAAAUGCACAGUCAAUGGUUGCAGACUUUAUUCCAAAACAUAAUUGAGAAGUGGAAACUGAGCCAUUGUUAAUUGGUGAAAAAUGAAAGGUUUUCACAGUGACUGCUGUCAGCAGUGUUGUGGGAUUUCUGAAUGAUACUUAGAGAAACUUGAAUAUUUCCAGUAAAUGUUUGGUAAUUCUUAGAAUUAUCCUAAUUUUAAAAAUAUAAACUUUUACCACAGUUUUGUGAAUGGAAGAUUAGACUAAAUGUAAUCCUUCCUGUUUGGUGUCAAAGUUAAGUAGCUUUAAGUACCAUGAGACUUUAGCUUUAGUGAUUGCCUGUUUACUUUCCCAUUUCAAUUUUUGUCAAAGAAAAUUCAGUUUUAAAGGAUAUAGGAAAGCUUUAUAUGCACUAUAAACAGAUGGGGACAUUUUAUUUUAACUAAUUUACCAUAACUGAUAGUAGCUAACAGAUGUAUACUUUGCUUCCAUGUAGGAAAUAUUUCAGGAAUGAAAGAGAAGGAAUACUACUUUCUAAGAAAGAAGAUCUUAUAAUAGACAUGUUUAGUAGGUUAAACUACUCCUUUGAAAGAAUUAAGUUUUGGUUCUAAGUCAAUAAUGAAGAUGAGAUUUUUCUCUUCUUUGGUUGGUUUUCAAGGAUAUGGUUAUUUAGCUUACAGUGUUGAAAUAUUUUAUAUAGCAAGAUAGGUAUGGUAAUUUCAAAGUACAUUGGAAAUUCAGCUCACAGAACCUUUUUUUUUUAAAUUCUCGAGAUAUAGAAAAAAAUAAAAUUUCAAGAAAAAAUUUGUGGGUCUAUUUUUAAGCUCCAUCUGGUCCUCAUAACUGGUAAGAUUUUUCUUAGAACCUUUGAGUUGAAAGGGCAUGAAGGGGGAACCUAUGGAUUUAGAAGUAUUUGUUCUCUUUAUUUUUAAACUAUCAGAUAUACUGUAUGUAAAUUUUUUAAAAGUCACCAGAUACAGAAAUGUGCUUUAACAUCAAUUGAAACCUAAAUUUAUAUUUUGUGGUGAUUAGAGAAUAAAAGGAUGAAUGUCAAAUAUGACUAAAUAUAUUAAACUCAUUUAUAUUUAAUACAUAUGAAAAAUUAGCACAAGUAGAAAAUGCUACUUUUGAGUAUAUAAUUUGUUAAAUAUUACCUCACAUGGAAAUUUUUAUGUAUAAUUACAUAUGUUGGUGAAAUUCAAAACUACUUUUCACUUCUGAAUUUUUCUAUCUUAAGUUUAGGGUGGGUGGGGUAGAUCGGGCUGAUUGAAUAAAAAAGGGCUACUGGCCCAAACAUUAAACAGAUUUCUUUUCUCAUUCAGAGGCCUUAAUUGAUAUUAUAAAUGAGUGAGUUUUUAUUUUUAAACUUUUCUAUUUUGGGGGGGAGGAGUACUCUUAAUUUAAUGGCACAUUCAUUCGGUUUAUAUCCCAAGUAAGAAUUUAAGAAUGAAAAUAAGCUACAUAGUUAAAAUUAAGUCUGAGGCAAUUCACUGAGGCAGCUCUGUUACAAAACAUUACUUGACAAAUUAUUAUUUUUGUAAUCAAAUAAGCUGAGUUAUUUAUUCCUAGUCUUCCUUGUAUAUAAUUUUAAGGUCUUGGUUUUUGAAUUCACUUUGUUAGUGACAGUUGUCCACCCUUUUUUUUUUUAAACAGAACUUAAAUUUAUGUCUGAGAGUAUGUACUGCAUAGGAGCCUAUUUUAUCAAUAAAGAUGAGUGAUUAAAACUGA